AUGUGGUCAAGAGAACCUUCUAUCCACGAUGCAGAUGUGUCAGAUGUGAACGGGAAGAAGAAAGGAGAAUUGGGUAGUGCAGUAAAUGAUGAGGUUUACUACAAUGUCCUUGUGUUCAGGGUCAAAAUAGCCACUAAGUUGUGGCAGAAGUGGCCCGCUGACUUGGCUACGUGCCUUGCAAUUCCUAAGCCACUGAAGCUGAUCUAUCAGUGGACGAGCCAGGUCAGCCAGAAGUAUGCGGAAGUGGCGACGCAGCGUUUCCUGGGAAUGACCUCUGAGACCUGGCCCACGUCCUAACUGAAGAUCAGCAAACCAUCCAACAGUCCCAAGGAGAUCGUUUGGAUGGACUGUGGAAUUCAUGCCAGAGAAUGGAUUGCCCUUUGCUUUUGCCAGUGGUUUGUGAAAGAGAUUCUACAGAAUGAUAAAGACAACACAAGGAUCAGGCUCCUUGAGGAGUUGGACCUCUAUGUGCCUCCACUCCUCAGCAUUGGCAGUUAAAUCUACACUUGGACAACAGGCCAUGAAGUGUUUUCUAUGUUCGAGGGCCACCUGUCCUCACUGACACUGAUUUAUGAAGCCUCUGCAUGUCAACAUCUCUCAGUGCCUCUGUUUCAGGAUCCUCUCCGUAAUAAUGGCGCAUGCUUUGGAACAAAUCUCAAUUGAAAUCUCAGUGUCUCCUGGUGUGGGAUGGACACAAUCACAAACUGCCAAGAUUUAACGUUCUGUGGGAUAGAACCGGUGUCAGAACUAGAGACUAAAACAGUCUCAAGCCAUAGAGAAAGCAAGAAAAAAAAGAGACAUCCCGUGCACUCUUAUGGGCAGCUCAUCUUCACACCAUAUGGCUACACCAAAAAUAAACCAAGUAACGACGAAGAACUAAUUCAAGUUGGACAGAAGGCGGCAGAUGUAUUGAAAGCAAAGCAUGGAACCAAUUAUAGAGCUGGAUCGAGUGCAGAUAGUUUAUAUGCUACGUCAGGAUCCUCAGAAGACUGGGCUCGAGACAUUGGGAUCCCCUUCGCACACACAUUUGAGCUGAGGGACAAUGGGACCCAGGGGUUCUUCCUGCCUGAAGCUCUGAUCCAGCCCACACGUGAGGAGACCAUGGAAGCUAUGCUCACACUUCGUGAUGGUGUGUGUGAGAGUUACUGACUCACCCACAGUGCCAGGGAGGCGACAACCACAAUCUUGGCACUGACCACGGUGUACUUCUUCACAGCUCUCCCCUAAGUGCCGCCUGCCUUGGCCUGCUUAGUCUCAGUGAUGGGAAUAUGGUUGAGGUGAAGGUGUACGUUGUUGUACAGAAACCAAACCAUGAAAUUAAAAAUACACUCUAUUCUAAUAA
Messenger RNA from Peromyscus leucopus (white-footed mouse), 1342 nucleotides. It is a transcript of the gene Cpo, whose product is annotated as carboxypeptidase O. The record is from RefSeq and is a predicted model, not a curated record. Gene Ontology annotation, biological process: proteolysis. Gene Ontology annotation, molecular function: zinc ion binding; metallocarboxypeptidase activity. NCBI's taxonomy places the organism in Eukaryota, Metazoa, Chordata, Mammalia, Rodentia, Cricetidae.